GCCUCCAAUAUCUGCACUCAAUUGAAGUCAAGCGGGCAGGGCUUUGCCAUACUAUUGUCUGAUGGUAUAUAAUCUCUUCUUCACCACGAUGCCUCCUCCUCCAGCUUCCAGAGUCACCGCACACUACCACCGCAUCCCCCAUGUAUUUUGCAACUCGUCCUCGAUGGGAUAUCCCUGAUCCCAACACCUUCCCUCCAGCUUUGCACAAUGCUCGCUACAAGGGUUGGCCCAACCCUCCAAUACAGCUUCCCAAUGUCGCCCCGCCUUCGUUCAAGAAGCCCGCUGAACGGCACGUCACAUUUGGCCUCAACACCCCGUCAAACCGUCGUCCCGUUGACGGUAACGCCAUUCAUACCCAACCUUACUCGGUUCAUUUCCAACAUGACACUCACCCACGCACGAAUUCUGGGGCGCAAGGUAUCAUAUGGCCAGUUAAAUACCAACAUCUCGAUGUUUCUAACUCGUGCACGUGGAACGGUGGCGCUCACCAGGAUCCAUCUCUCCAAGGUGUUUUUGAGACGCGUACUGCAGCGAUUAAACAUGGCCCUGCACGACGAACAAAGAAUUCAAUCCCACUGAUUGAUAAGGACACACAAAUCGCCUACCUCCUCGCAGCACCAUGCGCGCAACUGGUAUAUGAUCUGCGAUACCCACCCAUCUCUCUCUAUUUUACACCAUCAUCUUCAUAUGCAGGAUGGGGAUCUGAGUUCCUUCGAGUGCCACUCACGCGAGCACGGCACAACCGAAUACGACUGAUCAGCCAAGACUUUCCCUGGGCAUUCAACAUCGGCCCUGAACCCAGUGCCGCAGAACAGGGUGUGACUUGUCUUGAUGUCCUCAAUGCGCUGCACGCUGCAUUGCAACGUCCACUCUCAGAUACAGAGUGGGGAGCCGCUGCGCAGGACAAACGAGCGAGCCUCGUCAGAGCGCGCGAUCGUCGGCUAAACAUGAAACCUGCUUUGUGGCUCCGAUCUGUAUCAAAAGCAGAUGCACAACCUGCGCGACAAGAGCCUCUAAUACUCCGUGUGGACUGGCUUGGGUCUCGUGUUGCGUUUGGGGGGCUCGUCAAGGAUGAAGCGUUUGCGAGGAGGAGACUCAUUCCAGGUGCGGGAGAGCCGCCUGAGACGUGGGUUGUGAGAUUUAAGAGACUAUCAUAAUAAUCAUCUCUGGACGAAAUGUACAUACCUUUUAUGUGUCGGUUUUUGAGGUUUCGAGAUAUGAAAUUGGUUCUGCAUGUCACAGGGGCUAUUGCUCCUCAUAUGGCAA
Suillus fuscotomentosus is the source of this 1266-nucleotide messenger RNA. RefSeq lists its product as uncharacterized. The transcript is spliced from 6 exons. The record is from RefSeq and is a predicted model, not a curated record. The coding region runs from base 141 to 1157 and encodes 338 amino acids. Lineage: Eukaryota; Fungi; Basidiomycota; Agaricomycetes; Boletales; Suillaceae.